Molecule: messenger RNA, 3432 nt
Organism: Etheostoma spectabile (orangethroat darter)
Lineage: Eukaryota; Metazoa; Chordata; Actinopteri; Perciformes; Percidae
Exons: 4
Coding region: 219-989 (256 amino acids)
Source: RefSeq, a predicted model, not a curated record
GUCACGUCACUUUUAACGCAUCACGUUGUCAGACGAAACAAAAUCAGCCAAUGAGAUUUAGAGUUAACGCCCGUUUUAAACUUUCACAUCGAAAAUUAGCAUAUUCAGUCGCAGUCCACACACAGGAGGCUAGAGGGAGAGGCUGUGCACACAGCAGCGCGAUAGUGACGUCGCAGCAGGAUGAGUUAGAUCAGCAGCUGGUUGAGAUAAAGACCUAAAUGUGUGUUUUGGAUUUUUUUCAUCACAAGUCUGAGAGAAUAGAUGUUAUCGGAGGUUCCAUAUCUAACCCCGGGGGUUUGUGUCUUUCUAUCUAUGAUUUCAUGGUUCUCUUCGGUAUCUUCGGGCUUCUCUUCAUCUUUACACUCAGGACGGACUUAGUGCCUUUUAGCACGGCAGCACAGACGGGCGGUAAAGUCGUCGGGGCAUUUCAGCCAAUCGUGACAGCUCAGGGUGAUGAUGUCAUCCUGCCGUGUCACGUGGAGCCUCAGCUGGACGUGGAGGACAUGACGGUGGAGUGGUGGAGGCCAGACGUCCCCCCGGACCCUGCAGAUCCACUGAGCAACUACCGGUACGUCCACCGUUACCAUGACAAACAGCACGAGGAGGACAUGAAGAACCCGUCCUACGCUGGGAGGACGGAGAUGUUCCCCGACGGACUGAGACACGGGAACGUCUCUCUGAAGAUCAGGGACGUGAGGCGGUCUGACCGAGGACGAUACAGAUGUGAAGUCCCACAUCUGGCGAGUGAGGCAGUUAUUAUGCUUCAUGUUGGUGAGUUCUUUGAAACCUGGACGACGAAGAAGCCGCAUCUGAGUAAUCUUCCAACUCCAGGUCCAAACCACGAGACGGGUGAAGGUGGUCGUCACCACCUGAGCAUACCGAUCCUGUUUCCCUGCGUCGUACUGAUCCCGGUUGGAUGUUUAUGGUACUUCAACAGAGGAACCAGAACCAAACCACUACCAAUGGUUCUGGUUCAGGUCGUGGUUUAGGUGGGUGACGGCUGUGACGGUUCUUUCAAAACAACGAAGGCGGAUGGUGAUAGACUGAUGGUUCGUCCAAUAACGUUUCUGUUGGUACACGUGGCUGUGUCCAGCGUUACAGAGCUAUUUCAUAACUUUGAUUGUUACAAGUUGAUUUCUUACUGACGUACUGAUUGCUAAACCUGUGGUUUGAUUGACAGGUCGGCGCGUAGCCUUUGUCUUUUAAGAUAAAUAGAACCAUAAUUGUAUUGUGGAAGACUUGAAAGUCCAACUCAUUAUGAAAAUAAUAAUAGAGUGUUUUUGGAGGUGGUGACGUCGCCCCCUGCUGGAAAUAAGAUAUAAUUCAUCUUUAAGACACUUUGGCGUUGGUGUCUGAAGGUUGCUGAAGGCUACUUCACCUUAAAACACCAACGCACUGAACGACCUGCAGGCAUUAUAAUAAGUAUUUUACUCCAUAUUGCACUUUUGCCCCCUAGCCAGCAGGCUAAUGCUAGUGCAUUAAUGGCUAAUUAGCCGUUAAUGCACAAAGAAUAAGUUUGUCCAUAUAGAGUCUGUCUAGCUCAAACUACUCUUCUUUCUAAAUGAAUAUAUAGUUGUUUCUGAUUUUUCACAGUAGUAACAUUAACAAUAAAGCAUUUUCUAAACAGAAAAUCAGCUGUUACAGGGGAUUUUAAAACAUCAGCUGGUUUUAUUGCGUGAUUGCCUUAUUUAGUGACUUGAUCCAAUAAGUGCAUUACACCAUGAACUCAGGAAUCACUUAGAAGAACUUUGGCUUCAAAUGAGCCAAACUACAAUGUGCAAUUUGUUUUAAUAACCAUCAUCUUCUCAGCCAGAGUCAGAAGACAUGUGGUUUUAGGUAGAUGUGUCUUUCUGAUGUCCUGACGUCAACGGGGAGCUUGUUCCCCAUAAAGAGCCAAGAUGAUCAAACUUAUGCACUUUAUAAAUGAAUACACAUUUAGUUUUUUAGUUUUCUUUUAAACAGCUGUUAAAACUAACAGAAAAGCACUUUUUAGAACCAAACACUGACUUUACUUCUCAAUGCUCAAAUUAUAUUUUUAUUCUACAUUAUAAUGUAAUACAAUUUGAACAAAUAAACUGUAAAAAAUGGCCAUGUAUCAUGUUAAAUGGGGGGAUCACUGAAACAAUCUGUAGACACGACUAACUUUACAUACUGUAGGUUUCAGCCCCUCUCCCAUCACAUGCUUUAGUUUACUGGACAAUAUCAUAAUGACAGUAUCAGCACUGUUUACAUGCACGUAACAGUUGGUGCAUGUAACAGUUGGUGCAUGUAACAGCUGGUGCAUGUAACAGCUGGUGCAUGUAACAGCUGGUGCAUGUAACAGCUGGUGCAUGUAACAGCUGGUGCAUGUAACAGUUGGUGCACGUAACGGCUGAUACACGUAAUCAUACACAUUCCCUGGUUUGCAUGGCGGAGGCUUAUUAGUUGUGUCUCUGUGUGUUGUGCUGCCAUCUUGAGGAUAAAGUCUUUAAACCUGUGUGUGUGUGUGUGUGUGUGUGUGUGUGUGUGUGUGUGUGUGUGUGUGUGUGUGUGUGCAAAUGUGAAUCAUGCCACUCUUUUUUUGUGCUCACAUUUUAAAAAGGAAUGUCAAAUAUAUCUGCAAUGUAUUUAUAAAUAUAUCUAAUAUACAGGAUUUAAUGGCCAAUGUGAUUGAUGCUGUUACGGUUUUUAAAACACUUUAGGGAAAUGGCAAAUUUCUUUAUAUAGCGAAAGAAAGAAAGCAGAAUCUAUUUUAAUGUACAGAGCAGAGGCUGCCUGACACCAAGUAUUGUUUAAUUGAAGAUAUUCAACAAAGUUACUGCUAUUGAAAAAAAAACUUCUUUUAAGUUAACUUCUAAAAGAUUCUUUAAGUAGUAAAACCACGCGUUGCAUUUGUUACUUUUUGCUUUAUAUGUUGCACGUUUCCAGACCAAUAUCCAAAAUGGCCUUAAUCUAGUCAAUGUUUAUUUAACUUUACAUCUAUACAUAUUGUGUUGGGGGUUUCGGGAUGAAAACUGUCCCCAGAUAAUAAAUACAGUUAACUUCUCUGAAGUUUCCUAUAAAAAUGAAAUGCAAAAGCCAAAUAACUUCUACAAAUGUUAAGGAGAAAAUGUGUGUGAGUAUAGAUAUUACUUUAUACUCUUAAUAUGCUCUACCUGUCAUGUGUUUAUUCAUUUACAAUUUCUAUAUUUGAAUAACUGAAGGCAUCCAUUCAUUUUUUUUUUCGUUUUCUUUUCGUCCAAUUGUUUUGUGGGAUUUCCGUGUGUGUGGAGUGUGUUGUAUGCCUGUUUUAAAUAAUAAAAUGAUAAAUUAAAGUGAUCUGAUAAAUGUUUUGUCAGCAACACCAAGACCUGAAAUAAAAUGUAACAAUGAAGGAAAAUUACAAUUCACACUCUGUGUGUUGCUUCAAUUACACACACACACGCUCAGUACCUAUACAUGCACUAAUGGAGA